Molecule: messenger RNA, 621 nt
Organism: Saprolegnia diclina VS20
Lineage: Eukaryota; Oomycota; Saprolegniomycetes; Saprolegniales; Saprolegniaceae
Exons: 2
Coding region: 1-621 (206 amino acids)
Source: RefSeq, a predicted model, not a curated record
AUGACAACGAUGACCAAGCCCCGCUGGAACAGCUCCUCCAACGUCGCCUCCAAGGCCACAUUGACUCCCGUGACGCGCACCACGGUGCCGCCGCGCCCCCGCGUCCGGCAGACCACGGUAGCCCGUCCCGUCCAAGUAGCCGCACCAGCACCUCGCACGCCUGCACGCGCGCGACCGACCACCGAGACGCGUCCAGUCCCAUUGCCUACCACCACCAUCGCCACGGCGCAAGCAUCGCGCAUCGCUGCGCUGGAAGCCCAACUGGCCGCCGUGACCACCGAGUCCAACGCCCGCCAAACUCGUAUCCUCGAGCUCGAGACGAGUCUCGCGACGGCGACGACCGAGCGCAAGUUUUACGAAACCAGCUCCAUGCAGCACUUUGACACCAUCUGCCAUCUCAAGAUCGACGCGGUCGUCCAGGAGGCGGAGGUCGGGCGCCUCGGCGCAGACCUCAAGAAGCAGCAACUGGACCACGACCUUCUCGUGGCUGCCAAAGACGACCAGAUCGCAGAGCUCACGACGACUGUCAAGACCCUCGAGAAGCUGCUCGAGACCGCUGUGGCAGCCUCGGACGCAUCCAAGAACGACCAAGUCCAGCAGCUGCAAGCGCAAGCUCGCUAG